AUGGACAAGCUCGGUGUCGAGGCCAAGCAUCUGGAGCCAUCCCGGACGGUGUUCCACGGCAUCGUGCCGGGUCUCUCCUGCUCCCCCAUCAGCCAAAUCCGGCUUGACGUCCUGUUCGGCACGAGUGAUCAUUUCCGGCGUGAGCCUAUCUGGUUCGAGGUGGUGGACUUGUCCAGUGCGUACCACGUGCUGCUAGGCCGGCCUGCGCUGGCAAAGUUCAUGGCGGUUCCCCACUACGCCUACUUAAAGAUGAAGAUGCCGGGUCCCAAGGGCCUCAUCACUGUUGCCGGCGACUACAGAAAGUCCCAGGAAUUCGCCCAAGCCGGCACCAAGUUGGCUAAAUCGCUGGUCAUAGCCGAGGAGCGGCACCAGCUCGACCGGAUUGUCGCGCUGGCCGGCGAGCAGCCGACUGUGCCGGUAUCGGUCAAGGAAUCAGCUGGCGAGGCCUCAUUCCAGCCUUCCAAGGACAUCAAGAAGAUCCCGCUCAACCCGGAAGACCCCAGCUGCAGCAAGUACGUUGUUGUGGGUGCCCACCUUAGCAGCAAAUAG
Aegilops tauschii subsp. strangulata is the source of this 549-nucleotide messenger RNA. RefSeq lists its product as uncharacterized. NCBI's taxonomy places the organism in Eukaryota, Viridiplantae, Streptophyta, Magnoliopsida, Poales, Poaceae. The record is from RefSeq and is a predicted model, not a curated record.